UCCGCCUUCUUAUACAGCCGCAGCCGGCCCCCGCUUGGACGAGGCGACAUGGCGGCCGCGCUGCUGCUGGCGCUGGGCUUCACGCUCCUGGGAGGCCAAGGCGCCUUGGCGGCGGCUGGCUUCCUCAAGGCGCCGCUGUCCCAGGAGCGGUGGGCGGGGGGCACCGUGGUCCUGCAUUGUGAGGCUGUGGGCAGCCCUAUCCCUGAGAUCCAGUGGUGGUUUGAAGGGAAUGAUCCAAACGACAACUGCUCCCAGCUCUGGGAUGGCGCCCGGCUGGACCGAAUUCACAUCCAUGCUGCCUACCGCCAGCAUGCAGUCAGCACGCUGUCUGUUGAUGGGCUCGCCGCAGAGGACACAGGCACCUAUGAGUGCCGGGCCAGCAGUGACCCUGAUCGCAACCACCUGACCCGACCACCCAGGGUCAAGUGGGUCCGUGCCCAGGCGAGCGUGGUGGUCCUUGAACCGGGCACCAUCACAACCUCUGUCCGUGACGUCGGCUCCAAGACACACCUUACCUGCUCUUUGAACAGCAGUGGCGUCGACAUUGUUGGCCACCGCUGGAUGAGAGGUGGCCAAGUGCUGCAGGAGGACACGUUGCCUGACCUGCAGAUGCAGUACACGGUGGACACACAUGACCGCUCUGGUACAUAUUCCUGCAUCUUUCUCCCUGAGCCUGUGGGCAGAAGUGACAUCGACGUGGAGGGGCUACCCCGGAUCAGGAGUGUAAAGAAGUCAGAGCAUGGCAGCGAGGGAGAGACUGCGAAGCUGGUUUGCAAGUCUGACUCCUCUCACCCUCCUAUCAAUGAGUGGGCGUGGUUUAAGAUCUCUGACUCUGGGGACAAGCCCAUCACUAAUACCUCUGACUACAAGUAUGCUGUGCGUUCCACACCUGAGAAGACAGAGCUGACCAUCAGCAAUCUGGACAUGAAUACUGACGCCGGCACCUAUGCGUGUAACGCCACCAACUCCCAGGGCAGUGUGCAGGAGACCAUCACGCUGCGUGUGCGCAGCCGCCUGGCUGCCCUCUGGCCCUUCCUGGGCAUUGUGGCCGAGGUCCUGGUGUUGGUCACCAUUAUCUUUAUCUAUGAGAAGCGGCGGAAGCCAGACCAGACCCUGGACGAGGAUGACCCCGGCACCGCCCCGCUGAAGGGCAGCGGGCAUCACCUGAAUGACAAGGACAAGAAUGUACGCCAGAGGAACGCCACCUGAGUGGCAGGGCAGGUGGGGGAGCGCCAGGGUGCCUGACCUCAGCGUCUGCCUCCACUACUGUGUCCCAUCCCGUCCCCACCUGAGCCAACCCAGCCUGACUCCCUGUCCCAGCCCAGGUGAAGAAGCCUCACCUUGCAGAGAGCCCACCUGGAAGAAAUGAGCCGCCUGCAGCACCCCUGUCUCUAGUUUAAACUAAAUGAGGGUCUCUGCAGAGCCCAUUCCUGAGGGGGUUCUGUUUUUAUUUUUCCUUCCCUUUCAAGCGUGUCACUGCAGCCCUGUGGAGUGGGGAAAUGGGGCCUGUCCUUGGUCAUGAGGGAGAGGCCAGGGCAAGCUGACCUGCCACCACUUGCUCCCCUGUAUGGGACUGCCCAUUCCCGCCAUAGGCAACAUGGCUGGGCCUGCUGGGACCCCACAAAUAAAGACCUACCCCACCAUG
Messenger RNA from Psammomys obesus (fat sand rat), 1645 nucleotides. It is a transcript of the gene Bsg, whose product is annotated as basigin (Ok blood group). Lineage: Eukaryota; Metazoa; Chordata; Mammalia; Rodentia; Muridae. Bases 49 to 1209 code for a protein of 386 amino acids. The transcript is spliced from 8 exons. Gene Ontology annotation, molecular function: cell-cell adhesion mediator activity. Gene Ontology annotation, cellular component: axon; plasma membrane; cell-cell junction. Gene Ontology annotation, biological process: axon guidance; dendrite self-avoidance; homophilic cell-cell adhesion. The record is from RefSeq and is a predicted model, not a curated record.